Darwinula stevensoni is the source of this 1168-nucleotide messenger RNA. The record is from the annotation of a GenBank genome assembly. NCBI's taxonomy places the organism in Eukaryota, Metazoa, Arthropoda, Ostracoda, Podocopida, Darwinulidae.
CAUGAAUUGGCUCAUUUGUGCUUUCAAGCCUUCUGAGAUUUGCUUGGUGAUUUUUACACAGAUAGUGGGAUUGGACACCACAGAGGGAGGCCUUGGUGUUAGUGUCUGCAAUGAAAAUAAGUUACAUGUAUGGGAGACUAAGCGUGGCACUGUCCGGCGAACCCUCUGUGGACACAUGGGGGAUGUGUACACAUGCCACUUUUUCCCAUCGGGUGUGGUGAUUCUGAGUGGAGGUGCAGACAUGCAGUUGCGCAUAUGGUCUGCUGAGACUGGUGAAUGUCCAGUUGUCCUUGUUGGACACAUUGGUGCCAUCACUGACACAGCUAUCAUUGAUCGAGGACGCAACAUCAUCUCUGUCUCCAAGGAUGGAACUGCACGAUUGUGGGACUGUGGUGAGAGCCGAUGCCUUGAGAUCCUUCAUAAUGCACAUUCAGUGGUGAAUGCCUGCUCCUUGCAUGCUUCCCCCUUGCUCAUGAACAAGUCUCCUUCCACACCUGUCAGUGAUAGGGAAGUGGCUACAGAGGGAAAGAUGCUGCUGCUGGCCUGUGAGGCAGGGAACCUUCAGGCAUUGGAUGUGCGAAACCGGGAGCUCCUCUUCACAUUUCCCUGCCCUGAUGCAGCCAACUGUGUGGCCUGGCUCACUGAGCACCACUUUGCAGUUGGAUGCCAGAAUGGAGAUGUGUUGCUUGGGGACAUCCGCAGCAGCACUUUGUUCCCUGUGCUGGCCUUCACUGACUCUGCCAGUCCAGCCCUGUCCCUGCUUCGUUGGGGAGAAGGGAACCGCUUGUUUGUUGGGCGCUCCGAUGGCACUGUAAUUGGCUACUCAUCUGACCCAGCUCAGCCCAAGCUCCAGCUUACUGGGUCUGACUGUGAUUCCAUCUAUGGCCUGAGUCAGGAUUCCUUCCAUGUCUAUACAGCCUGCCGUGAUGCUACCAUCCGCAAGUACAAGAUUGACUCACUGUUCUGAGUGGUCUGGAACCAGGAAAUGAUUUUGGACUGUGAUUUUUCUCUGCAUUCUGGGGACAUCCAAGUGCAAAAUUCUCAAUAUGUUCAGUUUUCUCAAUUGCUUAUGUUCAUAGAAUCUUAUUAUUAUAUCAACCUCCAUAAGCUUCAAGAUGCCACUGUCAAGAGCUGUUUUUGACAUUUUCUUCCUAAAAAGAGUGGAGCA